Molecule: messenger RNA, 6126 nt
Organism: Akanthomyces muscarius
Lineage: Eukaryota; Fungi; Ascomycota; Sordariomycetes; Hypocreales; Cordycipitaceae
Exons: 4
Coding region: 1-6126 (2041 amino acids)
Biological process (GO): protein ubiquitination; ubiquitin-dependent protein catabolic process via the N-end rule pathway
Cellular component (GO): ubiquitin ligase complex; cytoplasm
Molecular function (GO): ubiquitin protein ligase activity
Source: RefSeq, a predicted model, not a curated record
AUGAUGGAGCAUCCCAUGUCUACCCAGGAGCAGCAGCUCUGCCAGCUGCUUGCAGACCUGCCGUCUCGAUUCCAAUACCGAUUCACAGACGAGGCGAAGAAGGAGCUGCUGCGCAGCUUGUUUUGGUCUUUAGCGGGCGGCAAGGAUGAGUACAUGCGCCUGUUGUUUCCGGAUGGAAAACUUCCAGACACGCUUAAGCUUGGUGAUGCUCAGGGCGCCGUAGAAGGAUCACACAAAGGCAAAGGAAAGGAGGCCGCGAGUCUACCGGAAGACAUCAUGUCAAGCAUUCAAAUGACCAUCGGCCGAUCCUUUGAUUACAUAUGCGACGUCAUCUCCUGCUCGCCGGAGCAGCUUCGCCAAGCAAAGACAAAGGAGUCCAUCGAGAAGGACGAAGAAGUUUCCAGACUUUCUUCCUCAUAUUAUAACUCUACUGCCGAACAAUGCGACGAGUACGCGCUUAUUCUGUGGAAUGACGAAAAGCAUACUGUCCAAGAAGUCGAGGACCAAGUUGCUCGCGCCUGUAGAAAAACGAGGCGCCAGGCUUCACGGGAUGCGUGGGAAACGGACUCCAUGGGUCGCAGUCUUCUGACAUACAGCCGCGACAUUAAAGAAUUGCUGCAGAUGUCACGAAUUCUAGAAGCGAUCCGAAUCACAGUAACCAUUCGAUCUGCUCGUGACACAUUCCGAGAGCAAAUGUGCGGUGCUCUCAUUGAGUGGCUCGGUGAUAUUUCCGGCUGCUCCGUCGGACCAGACCACUAUAUACUUCGCAAUACGGUUUGCGAAGAAGUCAUGAAACCUUGGAAACAGGGCAGUUCUGCUACCCACACACUUGGACUCAUCGACGACGAAGAUGAGGAUGACCAGUAUAUGAUGUCCAGAGCGCGGCUUCAAGGUGUAAACGCACACUUCAUCCUCGCUCUUCAGGCUACAGCGGGUGGUGUAGACAUUGACGGAGAUGGCGAGUCUGACGAAGAUGCCAUGGAUGAGGUUGAUAUCGACGACUUUAUGGAAGAGGAAGACGACGACGAUAAUGCAUCCCACAGUAGCUCCAUAGUGGGAGGUGUUGACGACGAUGACGAUGACGUGAUGAUGGUCGACGCUAGGGGCGAUGUCGGCGAUCUGAACAUGAACUGGAGUCAAUCAGAUCAAGCCUUGGAAGAAGAUGAAGCUACCAUGGCCGGAUACCCGCCACCACCUCCUCCACCUCCUGCGCAGGCAUCGACAACAGCAACGGAUGCAGAGCCAGAGCGAGAGGGAACCCCAUCCGAUUCAGAUCCUGCCGAGGCCAUCCGCCCUCCGGCUGCCUAUCCCAAGGCAAACCUUGAGAUCCCCCAAACCCCUGGCAAAACGGAAAAAGCUGUACCGCGCCCCGGCCCGUACUGGAUCGAGACUCCUGCCAGUUAUACUCAGCGCGGAAGCGUUUCUCCCGCUGAAGAUGUAUUCCAGCGAGUGAGACUCGACUGGCUCCUCUUGUUCGACCUUCGGAUGUGGAAGAAGGCGAGAAAUGACCUUCGCUCUCUGUACAUAUCCACAGUAGUCUCAGUGCCAGAGUUCAAGCGUGUGCUGGCUCUCAGGUUCGCCAGUCUCUACACCAUUCUCGCGCAGCUAUACCUGGUUGGUGACAGAGAGCCCGACCACUCCAUAAUCAACCUUUCACUACAGAUGCUCACGACUCCUUCCAUCACUGCGGAGGUGGUAGAGCGCGGCAAUUUUAUGAGCAGCUUGCUCGCUAUCCUCUACACUUUUCUGACGACGCGUCAAGUGGGCCAUCCAUGGGACAUCUCCCCCGAUGCCGUUUUGGGCUUCGAAAGCGGCUCAGUGACGAAUCGACGAAUGUAUCACUUCUAUCAAGAUCUCAAGUAUCUCUUUGGAUCUCCUCAUGUGCAGGAGCGCGUACGCAGCGAACCAAGGUAUUUGAUGCAGUUCCUGGACCUGGUUAAACUGCAUCAGUGCAUCGGCCCCAAUGUCCGCGCUGUGGUAGAGCACGUCGAAUACGAAGCCGAUUCUUGGAUCACGGCCUCUCUCGUUACCCGCCAAAUCAAUCUUCAAGCGCGAAACCUCGCCGAAGCUUUCAGAGACUGCCCCCCAGACGAGAUGCACUUUCUCCAGCGCGCCAUUCGCUUCACCAGCAAGACAGUCAUUCUCAACUCGAUAGGCGCCGACCGUCUGAGAUUUAAGCAAGGUGAAAUCAAGGAUGAGGUGAAGUUCAAAACCCUGAAUGACUUUGAGUUUGACUUUGACUCGGCGUCGUACGAUGUGAUUCAGUUUGUGGUCGAGAAGGAUCAAAUCAGCUUCCACCAUGCUCUACAUUACACCCUGUCUUGGUUGAUUGAAUGUGGUCGCUCUUCACCUGCAUCUGACAUCAAGACGUUGAUGAGCUUCACUUUGCAGGAGCUUAAGGCAAAACCGAGAUUGAUGGGGCGACCCCAAGUUCCCAAGAAUGACUACACGGCGGAGGACUAUUUGAUGGCAGCCUUCGAUUACCCUCUGAGGGUGUGUGCCUGGCUGGCUCAAAUCAAGGCUAAUAUGUGGGUUAGAAAUGGCAUCAGUUUACGCCACCAAGCAAGCACCUACAAGGGUGUGUUGCAGCGAGACGUUUCGCAUCACCGUGACAUCUUCCUGUUGCAAACUGCCAUGGUUAUUUGCAACCCUAGCCGAGUGCUUGCCUCAAUCAUUGAUCGCUUCGGCAUGGAGAAGUGGGUUAAGGGCUUGUUUGAACUCAAAUCAGAAGCUCAAGACGACAACCAGCAUCUUGAUGUUGUGGAAGACAUGAUCCAUCUCCUCAUUGUGCUCCUUAGCGACCGCACAUCACUGAUUGCCAUCGAGGACGAGCCGAACUCUCGCAUACUGGCAAUGCGUCGGGAUAUCACUCAUGUGCUGUGCUUCAAGCCGUUGUCUUUCAACGAGAUCUGCAACAAGCUGCCCGAGAAGUACCAAGAGCAAGAAGACUUCCACAACGUUCUGGAUGAAAUGGCUACCUUCAAACCUCCUGAGGGUGUCUCCGAUGUGGGCACGUUUGAGCUUCGGCCGGAAUUUAUUGAAGAAAUAGAUCCUUACAUUGCACACUACAACAAAAACCAGCGGGAAGAAUCCGAAAUGGCAUACCGCAAGAAAAUGGCCAAGAAGACAGGCAAGUCUGUGGAAGAAAUUGUCUACGAACCGAAGCAUCAUUCAAUCCCAUCCGGCCUGUUCAAAGACCUCGGUCAAUUUACAGGAACGGGCAUGUUUGCACAAGUCAUCUACUACUCGUUGCUGUAUCCAUUGGUGGCAGAAAGAUUCACACCGACUGUUCCCGUCACGAGACUCGAGACGUUUCUGCAGGUUGUUCUGCAUCUCAUGCUGAUUGCCAUACACGAAGACAGCUCAAGUGAAGAAAUCCAGGCAGGAGAGGAGCCCAACUCGUUUGUGCACAUUGCACUCACCAGAGCGUCUAGAGGAAACUUCAUGCCUGAUGCUCACAGCGCCAAAACUAUCGUUUCACUCCUACACGUUCUGUCUACCAAAGAGGCCUUCAAGUCAUCCCACCCGAAGAUCUCGCUGGUGCUGAAGCGUUUGAAGCAGCGUCGUCAGAGUGCCUUCCAGGCGUCCCUUGUGCACCUCGGAAUCGCUGUUGAUCGGGUCGAUACUGCGUCGCCUGCCAAUGCUUCCGCAGAUGAAGAACGGGAGAGAAGAAAGACGGCGGCUCUCAGCCGCCAGGCAAAAGUAAUGGCCCAGUUUCAGCAACAACAAAAGAGUUUCAUGGAAAAUCAGGGCGAAAUUGAUUGGGGCUCCGAUUUGGAGGAAGACGACGAGCUACAUCCUGCCGAGGAUCGUAAACAUAACUGGAAGUACCCAACUGGUACCUGCAUUCUGUGCCAGGAGGAAGCUGAUGACCGCAAGCUUUACGACCCCGAGCUGGUGCGAGAGGCGUCUCAGACGCCAUGCAGCCUCGACCGCUCUGCCGAAGACAUUCGUCCCUUUGGUAUUGCUCGAGAGAAUAGGAAGAUGGUAGAGAAGCUCAACUCUGACGGUAACACAUUCUUGGCAGAGCGACAAACAAUUGGAAAGGGUUUCGAUGCGAAAUUCUCCCGGCCUGGCCCUGUGGCUAGUGGAUGUGGACAUAUGAUGCACUUCCGCUGCUUCGAACAAUACUAUGAGGCAACAAACCGCAGGCAUACUCACCAAAUUGCACGUCACCACCCAGAAGACACCCGUCGCAACGAGUUUGUCUGUCCAUUGUGCAAAGCUCUGGGCAACGCAUUCUUGCCGAUCGUUUGGAAGGGCUUGGAAGAGUGCUACCCAGGCUAUCUCCAGCCUCAGGAUUCCUUUGGGGACUUUCUGGCUAAACAAAUAGGGUCCAACUACUGGCUUGGCGGAAGCAAAGCACCUGAGCUUGACGAUUCCCAUCUUCCUGCGUUGUAUACUCCUAGUGUUCCUGGCAGUCUUGUGGAAACAAUAGCGCAGCCACAGCAAUCUACCGACGCAUUAUGGGGUCGGGAUGAAAGCGAGCCAUCUCUCAAUGUUCCAGGAGAAAUACCAGCUACUUCAGGGGAGGCACCGGCCCCCUCUAGCCACCCACUUCCGACUACUAGCAGCUCUCAACUCAUCAGCGAAUUGAAGUCUGCGUACCGCCGACUAAGAGAGACGUUGCGACUCAAUGACCUUGAUGCCCGGCACGUGGCUGACACAAAGUCAGACGAUUUGGAAGAGUUCCACUUGAACAAUACUCUUGUUCACUCUGUGGGCUAUACUAUUUCCUCUGUUGAGAUCCAGCAGAGAGGAACAGAAGCGCAGCCAGGGAUGACGCUUCUGGAAAAGAUACCAGAGCAAACUAUCACUCACCUCCGUGUUCUGUCCGAGACUGUAUCAUCGUUCAUGUCGGUAAUGGCCCGCUCAGAAGAACAGAUUGAAGCCGAGUUUAACAAGGACUCGGAGCGCCAGCACUGCCAGCUAUUCAUGUCGCGCUACUUUGGUACGGGAACGCCUCAUGCUCGUCGACCACUGGAUGUCUACCCACCGCUUUUAAGCAUGGACCCUUUCAUCUUUCUGGUUGAGUGCUCAUACGGAUUUGUUCAUGCGCAAAAAGUCGAAAUCUCGCAUGUUCUGAGGCUCUGCUACCUCGCUGAGCUCGUCAAGAUUGUCUUUCACAUGGGCCGAAACAUCCCGGCUGCUCUGUGGCUGGAAAAUCUCACCAACCGGCAAACACAAGACCCAGCUAUCAACAAUUUUGCAGAGUUCGCUCUGAGUGUUACCAAGUCUGCACUUGAGUUCCAGGCUCUAACUUCGGCAGACGAGCCUGAAAGCGGGGAGCAACUUGGCUUCCAGCAGCCUGGAGUCGACUCUCUCGUAGGCUGGUACACAUUUGCCAAGAAAUAUGCUCUCACAUUCCUGCGCAAGUCACUAUUGUUCCUCCACGUUAAAUACGGAGUGGAUUUCAACAGUCACGUCUCUCUGACACCUGAUGCCGACGAGCUUGAUCGGUUAACAGAGACCUUGCGCAUUUUGUCUUUCGACGAGAUGUGUGCGGCCAUGACUCCCAAUGCCGGGGCCUGCGGUUGGCCAGAGACAACGCAGGAACUUGUUUUCGGAUGGGUCAAGCACCAAGUCAUGUGGCCACGAGCGUACAACGAGGUGCCGCGUUCGGGCAUGAUGAGCCACCCCGGAAUCUUCGAAUUAAUCGGCCUACCCAAAACCUAUGACACUUUGAUAGAGGAAGCAACGAGAAACCGCUGCCCGACCACGGGCAAGGACCUAACAGAUCCUGUGCUGUGCCUGUUUUGCGGAGCCUUGUUCUGCAGCCAGGGAACCUGCUGCCAGCGCACAGAUACCUCUGACAGGGAAUCAACUAGACUCGGAGGAGCCCAGCAGCACAUGAGAAGAUGCCAACAAAACAUUGGUGUUUUCCUCAACAUUCGAAAGUGUUCCAUCAUUUAUCUCUUCCGUCGUUCUGGGUCGUUUACGCCGGUACCUUAUAUCGACAAGUACGGUGAAACCGACCCUCAGCUACGCCACGGACGACAGCUCUUCCUGAAUCAAAAGAGAUAUGAUUCGAUGAUCCGUAAUACAAUCUUGAAUCACGGCGUCCCAAGCUUGAUCAGCCGCAAGUUGGAGGCUGAAAUCAACAACGGCGGUUGGGACACACUGUAA